AUGACUGAGCCAGUAACAUAUGUCGGAGGUCAUGUAGAUUAUUUUGACUACAUGGAUAUUGAUGAAUGGGGGUUUAUGGCUUUACAAGACAAAGUCAUAGAGUUAGGCUACACAAUGAGUGAAUGUAAGGUAUAUACUGUUGUGGGUGAAGGUUUAAUUGAGGUCAUUUCAGAUAGUGAAGCCUGGGAUUUAAUUGAUUUUAGUGAUAAGGAAAGGGAAGUAGAAGUGUGGAUCAACAUUGGAGGGUUAAAUAAUGAAGCUGAGACUGAUGUUGAAGUGGGAGAAGAUUCUGAUUAUGAAGCUGAAACUGAGGUUGAAGUGGGAGGAGAUUCUGAUUAUGAAGCUCAGGGUGAGGUUGAAGUGGAAGAAGAUCCUGACUAUGAAGAUGAUGGUGAAGAAGAAUUGCGUAGUCUAGGUGAGGACGAUAUUCAGGUGUAUGAAUUAGGCAUUAAUCCAAUGGCUGGACCAAAUGAGUGGCCUCAUUCUCUUUUAGAAGCACCCUUGCCACCUGAAUACAAAUCAAAACCUAGGAGGCCAAGGAAACUGAGGUUGAGAGGAGCUGAUGAAGCCAAGGAAAAAAAGAAAAUCACAAAGGAUGGCGUCCAUAUGUCUAGAAGUCAUGUGAGAAACCCUCAGGCACAAAGAAACCCUCAGGCACAAGAUUCCAGAGCAGAAAGAAACCCUCAGCCACAAAGAAACCCUCAACCACAAAGAAACCAGCCACAAAGCAGCACAACAAAUCAAGAUGCAAGAACAGAUGAGGUUGAUGUACCAGCAGCCAUGUUUGAUAUUCCUAUUCAAGAUGCAAGCUCAGAAUUAGUUCAACAUGAUUACCAAGUAGAGAUUGAGGUUGAAGCACAUGAAGAGAUGACAUUACCUACUGUUCAAGAAGAAGUUACUGCUGUUCAAGAGGAAGUUACUGCUGUUCAAGAUCAAGUUGUUACUGUUGUACAAGAGCAAGUUAGUACUGCACCUCCACCUGCCCCUCUCAGAAGGCAAAAGACCCUUGGUUUAACAAAGAAAAAACAAAAAGUUGCUCAGCCACAAGGGAGGAAGUAUAAAACAAGGUCUUCGUCUUCUUUGACUACGAAAUUCAAGAACACAGCCUCCGAACCAAUCGAGAUUGAAUAA
Ipomoea nil (Japanese morning glory) is the source of this 1131-nucleotide messenger RNA. RefSeq lists its product as uncharacterized. NCBI's taxonomy places the organism in Eukaryota, Viridiplantae, Streptophyta, Magnoliopsida, Solanales, Convolvulaceae. The transcript is spliced from 5 exons. The record is from RefSeq and is a predicted model, not a curated record. Bases 1 to 1131 code for a protein of 376 amino acids.